Molecule: messenger RNA, 1675 nt
Organism: Electrophorus electricus (electric eel)
Lineage: Eukaryota; Metazoa; Chordata; Actinopteri; Gymnotiformes; Gymnotidae
Gene: glyr1
Product: glyoxylate reductase 1 homolog (Arabidopsis)
Biological process (GO): transcription elongation-coupled chromatin remodeling
Cellular component (GO): chromatin
Molecular function (GO): NADP binding; nucleosome binding; NAD binding
Source: RefSeq, a predicted model, not a curated record
AUCUGUAAGUGGGUGUGUUCUUUCUCUGGGUUCACGCCAACGAUUCAGUAACAUUUUUAAGAUGGCGACUGUGCAUCUGAGAAUCGGGGAUUUGGUUUGGGGUAAACUUGGACGUUAUCCACCUUGGCCAGGAAAGAUCGUCAGUCCCCCAAAAGACCUGAAAAAACCAAGAGGCAAAAAAUGCUUUUUUGUAAAAUUUUUUGGGACUGAAGAUCAUGCCUGGAUAAAAGUUGAACAGCUGAAACCCUACCAUCCACACAAGGAAGACAUGGUCAAGAUAAACAAAGGCAAACGCUUCCAACAGGCAGUUGAUGCUGUUGAAGAGUACCUGAAGAAGGCCAAGGGGAAAGAGUCCGCACACGCCUCAGACGACAAAAAUAAAACAGACAAGGGGCGCAAAGCUCCUGCAAAACCGAUGAAGAUAAUAGAAGAAGACGAUGAAGACGCAUUCAAGGGUGGCUCUUCUGACAAGGAACAAACUGACUCUGACCCAGAACCGUCCUCUGUGCAACGGCUGGUGGCUGGAACAGUUUCAGGAUUCAAAUGGGAGAGCAGUCCAGUAAAGGACGACUCCCAUUUCCAUCACUUUCUGCUCAGCCAGUCUGAGAAGCCAGCCUCUUCGAUGGAGCCCAUCAGCAAACGGUUAAAAAUUAUUGAAGAGGAUACCGGCUCAACUUCUAUUCAGGCUGCAGACAGCACAGCUGUCAAUGGCAGUAUCACACCCACAGACAAAAGGAUAGGGUUCCUUGGACUUGGACUGAUGGGUAGUGGCAUAGUCUCUAAUCUGCUGAAGAUGGGUCAUGUUGUCACUGUGUGGAAUCGCACGGCAGAAAAGUGCGACUUGUUCAUCCAAGAGGGUGCCAGGUUAGGACGAACACCAGCAGAGGUUGUGUCCAUGUGUGACAUCACUUUCUCCUGCGUGUCUGACCCCAAAGCUGCCAGAGAUCUUGUUCUGGGGCCCAGUGGUGUUUUACAGGGAAUCAGACCAGGGAAGUGUUACGUGGAGAUGUCCACUGUUGAUCCGGAAACUAUUACAGAGCUCUCGCAGGUGAUCACAUCCAGAGGAGGUCGGUUCCUGGAGGCCCCAGUGUCAGGCAGCCAGCAACUGUCUAACGACGGCAUGUUGGUCAUUGUGGCAGCAGGAGAUCGCUCUGUUUAUGAAGACUGCAGCAGCUGCUUCCAGGCUAUGGGCAAAACCUCAUUCUUUUUAGGUGAAGCUGGCAACGCAGCGAGGAUGAUGCUGGUGCUCAACAUGGUGCAAGGCAGUUUCAUGGCCACCAUUGCUGAAGGACUCACUCUGGCCCAGGCUACGGGCCAAUCACAACAGACCUUCUUGGAUAUUCUUUGUCAGGGACAGAUGGCAAGCACAUUUGUGGACCAGAAAUGCCAAAAUAUCUUGCAGGGCAACUUCAAACCAGAUUACUACCUAAAACACAUUCAGAAAGAUUUAAGAUUAGCCAUUUCCAUGGGCGAUUCUGUCAAUCACCCAACACCUAUGGCAGCCGCAGCAAAUGAGGUGUACAAGAGGGCGAAGGCAUUGGACCAGUCAGACAAUGAUAUGUCUGCGGUGUACCGAGCCUACAUCCACUAAUCCCUGAAAAUGUCCUCAAACGUUCUGGACCACGGACCUUGUCUUUCUGUUCAUUACAGUGAUCUCUCUCUCUCUCUCUCUCUC